Molecule: messenger RNA, 1236 nt
Organism: Suillus plorans
Lineage: Eukaryota; Fungi; Basidiomycota; Agaricomycetes; Boletales; Suillaceae
Exons: 8
Coding region: 1-1236 (411 amino acids)
Source: RefSeq, a predicted model, not a curated record
AUGCCCUCUACCUACAGCUGCAAUGACAAUAGAGACAGUUUGGCAGCACCACAGUGGAAUACUAACAAUGGUUCGACGACAGAGUACAACUUGGCACUCAAAUUUCCCACUGACUACCAAAGGAUAGAUGAUCCAUUGACAGAAAGGGAUCAAGUAUACGAGCUGUGUUUCAAUGGCUACUUCAACGAGAUCGGAAGUAUGCUUACCAACAUAUAUGCUAUGGAAUGCAAGCAAAUGUUUGGACACAUUUCCCGGACACUGGAAAGAGCUUCAACAACUCCCGACGGCAUGUGGCCACCGGAAUACUCCACCGACAAAACAACAGCCACUGGAAGUAAGCACCAUGAUCCCCACAACUGUGGGUGGAAUGAUCCUAGUUCGGGUGAGAUGGCAGAAGAUCCAUACAACUGUGGAUGGGGCCAGACCAUUGUGCAAUCAGGCAUUCUGCAAUCGGGCGAGUCUCCCACAGAUCCUUAUGAUUGCAGUUCGGAUGAUCUGAUGGAUGAUCAAGGUGUCCUGCAAUCAGGUGGGUCGCUGGCAGACGUUUAUGACUGCGGUUGGGAUGAUCCUAUGGAUGAUCAAGGCAUCCUGCAAUCUGGUGAGUCAGAGGCAAAUGCUGAUGACUGCAUAUGGCAUUCCCUUAUGCUUCAUGAACCUAUUGUUGUUUGUGUGGCCAAGUCUGUCGAAGACCCAUAUGAUGUGGGAUGGGACAAUGACAUGAAUGGGACGGUUGCCUCUCUGGAUGUGAUGGAGGGAUAUUGUGGUAUGGAUGCAUCCCAAGAUGAAAGGUCGGUAGGCAAGGAUCCAUAUGACUGUGGAUGGGAUGCUCCAGAAGUCGGAGGACAAAUCGUGACUGGCGGUGAUACUGCAAAUCAGUUUGCCUAUUGUAGCGCGGAAGCCGAUCAAUGGCCAAGUUCGCUUCCAGAAAAUGAACUGAAUGUCUUUGAGUAUGCAGAACACUCCAUGCAGUGCACCAUCCAAAUCUUGCAAAACAAGCGGGAUGAUAAUUUUGACCUCAAUGGAAACACAAUGGUACCACCUGCCGGGCAUGUUUGCGACCCCAUGUCCACACCGACAUGCAUCACAACUCAAGGCUGUAUGAAGAAAUACUCAGAAGCAACGAAUAGAGUGACAGAACUGGGUAAUGAAGUCGCCACCGUCCACCGUUUACUGAAUGUCUACUGCCGCAUUAUGACACAGUUGGACUCCAUGAUAGCACACUGCAAACAGGAGUGA